This is a messenger RNA of Fusarium falciforme, 1386 nucleotides long. RefSeq names its product RRM domain-containing protein. The transcript has 4 exons. The coding region runs from base 1 to 1386 and encodes 461 amino acids. Lineage: Eukaryota; Fungi; Ascomycota; Sordariomycetes; Hypocreales; Nectriaceae. The record is from RefSeq and is a predicted model, not a curated record. Gene Ontology annotation, molecular function: RNA binding.
AUGUCCCCCGAAAAGACUGUCCUAGUGGAUGUCCUGCCGGGCGAUCAGACAGGCAUCUACUACAUCCCCAUCUGUAAUCUACCUUUCAAUGUACUUUUUCGGCGACUCAAGAGUUGGAUACGCAAAGGAGCCUCGUGCGAGGUCGACCAUGUCGAAAUCUUUUUCAACAGCACUUCGGGAUGGGUCCGCCUUCAGGGCAAGGACAAUUUCGAGAAAGCAUGGAAGCUCCUUAGCAGCGGACGUGCCUUUGAUGGACGUUCAAUCAUAGCUGAUGACAAGAACCGAACCCAAACAAUCACCAUCAAGAAGAAGGUUGUUCAGCCAAAUAUUCAGCAGCAAGAACAACAGCAAGAACAACAACAGGAGCAACAGCAGCAGCAGCAGCAGCAGCAACAGAAUCUGCCUCCGCCGGUGGUGGCUUAUUCGCAAACCCCAGGUAAUCGCCCUGCUGCUCAAGGCCAACAAGCCGCUACAUCGUCAACUACGUCUCCCCAGUAUUCUUCGACAUCUGGGCAGUACUACGCGGCUGGCUACAACCAGGCUGGAGGCCCGAGUUACUCGGACCAAUCUAUGCCGACGCAAGGCUACCCUCUCCAGCCGCCAGCAACGACAGACCCGUGGGAGUAUUACAACUACAGCGCGGCCAAUGCUGGUCCUUCGUCUGGCGUUGGAUACUCUCCCGGCUACCAAUAUGACGGCACCCAGUUUGCCCUGCCCUACCGCGGCCAACAAGAGGCGGCGUACUAUGCCGGGGCCGGGGCCGGGGCUGGAGCCGGGGGGAGUGUCCCAGGACAGGAGCCAGCGUACCAGACAGAGACAGAAUUUGUCACGACCGAGGCCCGGAAGCUACAUGUGUCGCCGUUCCCUCAGAAAGAGUCCCGUAAAGACGUCGAGAGGUGGAUCCGACAAAGGAUCUAUGAAAAGCAGACGAUCAAGAGCAUCGACAUUCCCAUGAACGGGACCAACAAAUACCUCCGAGGCCACGUCUUUGUCAUUUUCGACAGCACCUCGUCAGCAACUAAAGCUAUGGAACAGCUAAACAAGGCAAGCUACCAAGGACGCAAAAUCGUAGCGCGGCCCACAGCGGAGGGCGUCGCGGUGGAUGAGCAGCCCCCCGCGCUAUCCCGAGCGAACGAGGCCAGCAUCCCAACGGGACCCCGAAACGAUCGUCAUAGGGGAGACAAGCCGCAGAGGCCAAGGCACAGAGAGCCCGACAGGAAGCGGCCAUCGUCUGACAAGAAGUCGUCUUCGUCUGCUAAGAAGAGUUCUAAGACGUCUUCUAUGAAGGCAUUGCCGGACAAGGACAAGAAGGGUAGCAGCAGCAUUAAGGAUGCGGGCCCUCCCCUCGUGGUUAACGGCAGCUCCCGUAGGCAUGACAAGCGUUGA